GAGAAGGCGGAGAGAUAAAUGCCUGAGAGAACACAGCUUCACUGAUGUGAUGCAUUUGGGUGUUGGUGUUUGAUGGAAAAAAGGAAUGGCGGCCCCUUGAAGAGUUUCUGCAUCUACAAAAGCCUGGGGAAGUUGGUCAUUUCUUGUAUUUCCGAUGUUCGCCAACUCUAAAAUGAGAGAGGAACUAAAAUUCCAUCAGCGCUGGGAGUUUAGGAGGGGGGACAGUGACUUUGAUUCUUCAACUGAUAAUUCUAAAUCAAGUUUAGGUGGUGGGUCAGCUAGCAAUAAGCGCAAACUGGUCUCCAGCUUGGUUCUUGUUGAUAAUGGUGAAACUUGUGAGGCUAGUAAAUUUCAGCAGAAUGGCAACAAUGAUUCUUGCAUUUCAGGCCAAUUUGAACUUGGGAAAGCUGAAAAAGGAAAAAGAAGAAGAAGUAAAAAUGACAAUUUAGCUCAUAAUGAAAAGAAGAGAGGAUCUCGUAACAGGAAAGAAGUCUCUCCUAAUAAGGGUAAAACUACAACCAACGAGUGUUCUGCUUUGGAUGAUCUCAAAAACUACAUGAACUCUUUGCUAGGAGAACUUAAAGUCACCAGAAAGGAUUUGUUGUUAUGGAUGAGGAAAGAAUUGGAGAAAUUGGUGGCUGAGGAGAAAGCUUCCGAGUCAGAAAGGAAUGAAGGCAGCUUUCAUUUGCAGCAUCAGAACAACUCCGAGGACAAUGAAAGAGUUCAGUAUCAAAGCCUCCUAGGAAAGAACAUCCAAGUUCAACAACCAAACAGCUUUGAGGAUUAUGUCCAAGGGAAUGAGCAGAGCAAGUUUGAGGAGAAUGUGACCAAUAUGGAGAACACUGACGUGCAGCAGCCUCAAAAAAACUCCAAGGAAAACAAUCCACUGGCGCGUCAAAAAAGAAUCAGAUCUCGUCCUGGAUCUGAAAACUCCAAUGGUGGCUGUUUUAAGAAGUCUGGUAACAACAAGAAAUCACUUGAUUCUAAUAAUCAUAUUCCAGCUCUUGGAGACAAAGUUGACUAUAGUCAAGCAAUUGUACUUGUGACACCCACUGAAAAGAAUGGAGAAGAUAGAUUGGCCUUAUCUGACAAGUCCAAACCCAAGGCCAGACCCUCAGACCAGAAUUUGCAAGCCCAACAGCAGAAGAGCGUUGUGUUGGCCAUAAGAGCUCAAAAUUGCAGUACUGGGUCUCCGGUGAAGAAUGCAAAAGGUAAAAAAGCUGCUAGUUCUAAUAGUACUUGUCAAGCAUCUGACAAACAAAUUGAUUACAGCCAAGCUAUUGAAUCCAUUCCCUUAGCUGAGAGGGACAAGGGAGAAAGGUCAGGAUUGUAUGUGGAGCCAAAAUUUUCAUCUGAUUCCUUCAAUCAGGUAGCUUCAUCAAUGUACUUAACACUACCAAGUGUCCUGGCAAAGCCCCACAUAGCAAAUCAUAGGCCUGAUACUUCUUCGUUUAGCUAUAUGCAACCGAGAAUUGCCCAGAAUCAAGCAGGCAUUAGUUCAGAAAGAUCAAAUCUAAUACUGGGUUCAACUAGUCAUCUUGGAUACUUUCAAGGCAUGCAGCCAGAAGAAAGAAGUAGAUACUCACACUACGCUCAAAUGAAUCCUAGAGAUAUCAAUUUCUUCAACCAGAACAAUUCCACAACUUCAAUUGUGGGAAGUGGAUUUUCAGUUCCUUUGCAGGCUGUAAGUGGUGGCUUUAUAAUUCCAAAUCAAUUUGACUUGGAAAAUCUACCCCGAGAGAACAAUAACACACUGGGUCUGACAAUGAAUGAAGGAGCUAUAAGGUUUUCUGGGGGAGGAUACUCUUUGCCAGAUCCUUACAUUGCCAACUUCCAUAGCCAUUCAAAUUAUAGAACUGAUGGCAGACUAAUGACAUAUCAAGACAGCUGUCGAUUUCCGAAGUAGAUUCAUCUGUUGAACUUGUGUUUGUGCUUUCAGAAAGGGUUGAAUUCAAGAUCCUCUUGCACUAUUUUUUCCAUGGUUUCUCAAUAUUUUCUGGUUGAAAGAGUUGAGGGAAUGCUCAUUCACUCAGUUUGGCAAGUGUUUCUUGAAGUUUCAAAUCUCUGCUGUUUCUUUCCUUCUUGAGGUUUCUCUGCAACACCUUGUUAUGUUCAUUACAGAAGAAAAAGAAAAGAUACAUAAGAAAUAAUUGCGUUUGCUUUUGAUGCAAUUUCACCAUAUAUAUAUAUCUUAUCUUUUUUAUCCCCUUUGAAAAGGCUGCUUCCUACUUAGAUGCUUGAGGAAGUUAUUUAAUUGGUUUUGAUAAUUCACUGCUCAUACAAUUUCCAAUAAAUAGAAAUUCAUUGUAUAAAUAUUGGUGUUGGUAAACGUCACUUCUCACCUUGCAAAUUUCAAUUCGGGCGCACCAAUCAGAUCAGAUUAAUUGAUGAUUAGUUUAUUAUAAGUAUAGUUUUAUAUGAGAAUAAAUUUAUAAUCAUUAAAUAUUAUAGUUGAGUAAU
This is a messenger RNA of Manihot esculenta (cassava), 2460 nucleotides long. RefSeq lists its product as uncharacterized. The coding region runs from base 155 to 1906 and encodes 583 amino acids. Lineage: Eukaryota; Viridiplantae; Streptophyta; Magnoliopsida; Malpighiales; Euphorbiaceae. The transcript is spliced from 2 exons. The record is from RefSeq and is a predicted model, not a curated record.